Messenger RNA from Jatropha curcas, 819 nucleotides. Lineage: Eukaryota; Viridiplantae; Streptophyta; Magnoliopsida; Malpighiales; Euphorbiaceae. The record is from RefSeq and is a predicted model, not a curated record.
AUGAUCUUACUGAUCCAUCAAACCGGCUUGGAUCUUGGGUUGAGGAGGCAGAUUGCUGUAGAUGGUAUGGAGUUAUUUGCCAUAACCGGCCAUGUCCUUGAGCUCCAUCUUGAAAGUUUUUCUGAAGAUGAGUAUUAUGCCUCUGGUGCUACCGCAUAUUAUGGAGAAUACCUUGAGAAAUCAGCAUUUAGAGGUAAGAUUAGUGAUUCUUUGCUCAAUUUGAAGAAUUUGAAAUAUUUGGACUUGAGCAAUAAUAAUUUUGGAGGAAUUCCAUUUCCUAAAUUCCUUGGCUCUAUGAGGAGUUUAAGACACCUUAACCUUGAUACUACUGGAUUUGGGGGAAUUAUUCCUUAUCAACUUGGAAAUCUCUCAAAUUUGCAAUAUCUUAGUAUCCGUGGUUUUUUGUUGGGUUGUUAUGUUGAGAAUUUUCAUUGGCUUACUGGUAUGGUUUCAUUAGAAUUUCUUGAUUUUAAUCUUGUAAACCUCAGUCAAGCAUCCGAUUGGUUGAAUAUGAUCAACACUCUGCCUUCUCUAGUAGAACUACACAUUUCAUAUUGUCGUCUCCCUAAUGUUUCUCCUCUCCUAGAAGUCAACUUUUUAUCACUUUCCAUCCUUGAUUUGUCAGGCACUUUCGAUUUUGUUCAAAACAUAACUUGGCUUAAGGCACUCGAUCUAUCUUCAAAUUAUUUAAAUUCGUCAAUACCCAACUGGCUAUACAGUUUUAGCCAUCUUGAACUCCUCAACCUUUGCGACAAUCAGUUGCAAGGAAAAAUUGCAAGUGGUGUUGGAAAGCUAACUUCUCUUGUCAGUAUCGAUUAA